AUUUGCACAGUUUACAACGAAAUUGCACGUCCUCAGUUCCAAUUGACGAUGGACAGUACGAUCAAGAGGAGACGAGCACGUAAGAGCUGUCUCGUGUGUCGAGAGAAGAAGACAAGAUGCGAUCAGCAGAAGCCGAUAUGUUCUAUGUGUAAGAGGAGGAAGUAUCCAGGAAAAUGUGUUUAUAAAGAGGAUAUAGAGGUGGAUGAGACAGUGCAACAAGACCAGGAGAACUCGAAAGCUGACCAUGAUUCUUGGUCGGUGUUGCUUAAAAGGGUGCAGUUACUGGAGAACACGCUCAAAGAGCAACAGGGCAAACAUCAUCAACACCAUGGAUUCACACCAAGCUGUGGCUCAAAUAUCCACGACCUUCUCUCCGAGGACACCGACUGUCACACUUUGAACUUCAACAAUGAUGAGUUGCCUGGUACAACCUCCACGUUCACGGGUCCCCUGUCGUGGGUUUCUCUCGUGAGAAAGGACAGAUACCUCAGCUCCUUCACGUUGACGUUACAGAAGCAUCGAAGAGACCACGAUUCACAGAUACAGAACGAUCCCACAUGGAUCGAGCUCUCAAAGGCGUAUGCAAAGCACUUUGAUUAUGAAACUGCGCCUUUGAAGGAUGUGAAGCAGUCAUCCAUUGUGGAAACUGUGACUGAUCUCAUGAAGGAUAAAAGACUGGUAUGGCUCCUUGUGGAUAAGUUCUUUGACUCAGACUUUGCCCAAGUACUGCCAGUGCUCCUAAGAGAACAGUUCAUUGAGCAGGUGGAGUCGCUCAUGGGAGGGAGGAGCGAAGAAGACUCCAAAAUCAACUUCACUAGGAGAGAUCAAUGUCCAAUAGCUGGAUUACUACUACUGGUGAUGAGAAUGGCGUCGUUAUCAGUUUACAAUAUGAAACCAUUGACCUCCAUGGCAAUGUCAGAGGAUGAUAACUACAUCUUCUUGAACCCAGUCACCCGUUCAGCAGUGGAGGCUGCGGACCGGUGUAUCCAGGAGUCUAAGAAGCUGCUCCAGGUUUCCCUACCGUUCUUCCAGCUGUCUUUACUCAAGAGGUACUACGAACUGAUAGCACCUGAAGAUUAUGACUGUAUGCGAGUGACUCCCCCAGGGAAGUUUGGCGAACUUUUACACUACGCCAUACAGUGUUCCUUGAACAGAGAUCCCAGCAAAGCUGAUAAUGGGCUGAACAUAUCGGAUAACUUUGCAAGAAGACUGUGGUUUAUGGUUCUACAGCUCGAUAUAAACCAUCUCAUGUUGGUUGGUGGACCAUCUCUUCUAGACGAGAAGAUGUAUGAUACAGAGCUCCCUCGUUUGAAUGAAUGUGAAUCACCAACAGAAUUCAUCAUGGAUAAGAACAUCGUUGACUUUGGUGCUUUAGCUGAACAAGCACACAAAGUAUUGACGGAUAUAUUGAGGGUGAGAGAUCCACCAACUGUGCGUGAGAUCAAGACGAAGCUCCAGCCAAUACAGGAAAAAGUUGAUCAGUUCUCAAGUGUUGAAGACAUCAUCAGUCGGCCAUCAAUAACGAUGCUUGAUAGAAUGACAAAACUCAAGCAAAUGUUCAUCCUGGUCAACUCAAUAUGUGUUCUCAUGAUGAUUCACUAUCAUCUUUUCCUAUACUACUGCAAACAUAACGACCGUGAAAGCGCACUCGAUCACUACAUCAAGGUGUUGAAGAUGACAUCACGUCUGUACCCUACAAUUCUCUUUUUUGACCAAAACAACUCGAUCUAUGACAUGUCGGUCCAUUUUGGUUGUGCAGUGCUCUUUGUUCCUAAACUAGAGAUGUUCUUACACAAGACUAUGCAUAUCUUGUGCAGCAUCGUUGCACGUAUCAAGACCUUCAAGCUGAUCAGCUCUGGACCUAAUGUGAGGAAAAUGGCUGUUAUGGACAAGAUCGUAAUAUUGGUGUUGGUAUCCCUAACGAACAUUCUCAAGGCCUUUGAAGUGAUGUCCUCCACUCAUCUUCACGCUUGGAUUGUGAGCAGAGUUGCAUCAUUUGCAGCUAAGAGAUUAUACACACUCGAACCAGGUUAUUCCAUGGUCCCCACUGAGAUAGAUUUGGAUAUAAUACGACAAUUCAAUAGGUCUGGUGAUGACGAUGAAAUAUUCUUCCACUUUACAGAGUGUGAUUUAGAGCGUAUUUAUCAAACGUUAUUACCCUUCAGUGAGACGGAUAACAAGAUUUCAUCAACAGGUCUGAAGAUCAUGCCGGAUACCUCAGGUGAAAGUUCAAGAUGGUUAAUGGAAACAGUCAGAGAGCUGGCUGAAAAGAGGCCGCAAGCAGAGCCAAAUAGCAUUCAUACAUCGGUAACUAUGAGCCAAAAUGAGAAAUUGGGCUCUACAGCUGCAACUGUUAGAAGUCCAAUUGCAACAACUACGAGAUCACCUACAGCUGCAGACAACCCCUUAUACGAGACUAACUUCGCAAUGACAGAUUUCACCAGUGAUGAACUGGAGACUUAUUUCCUCACACAUACUUUUGGAUAGAUACGAUACUAUGUGAACUUGCGUCUCCUUCUGUUCUCGUGUAUAUUGUCCAAAGUAAACUCCACUGCACACCUGGUCCACAGGAUCGGAAGCACUGGCCAUACGCUCUUCUCUCCAACCAGGAUCCAAUAUGGAAUGUUUUCCAUUGUUCUGUGAACAUCAAACACCCUACCAAAGUCUCUUACAAGGGUUCUCAGCUCUGGAACUAUUGUAACUUCACUAGAAUUCUGUGGCAUCUUUUCAUCUACUGCCAGUCUCUUUAUGAAGCUGAACAGUAAUCCUGUUCUAUCAAGAAGUUCAAAGCGAUGCUGUAAUUCGAGGCCAAAUAGCCUUUGCAUCAUUCUGAUGGGCUUCCAUCCAUUUUGAUGUUUUAUAUCAUUGACAAUUAACGGAGCAAGGUAUGGUCUUGCUAAAGAAACGAUAAAGUUAUUCACAUUGAAC
Williopsis jadinii is the source of this 2928-nucleotide messenger RNA. RefSeq lists its product as uncharacterized. The transcript is spliced from 2 exons. Gene Ontology annotation, molecular function: zinc ion binding; RNA polymerase II cis-regulatory region sequence-specific DNA binding; DNA-binding transcription activator activity, RNA polymerase II-specific. Gene Ontology annotation, biological process: regulation of transcription by RNA polymerase II; DNA-templated transcription. Bases 49 to 2487 code for a protein of 812 amino acids. Gene Ontology annotation, cellular component: nucleus. NCBI's taxonomy places the organism in Eukaryota, Fungi, Ascomycota, Saccharomycetes, Phaffomycetales, Wickerhamomycetaceae. The record is from RefSeq and is a predicted model, not a curated record.